GAAUACUAAAUAAACACUUGUGCAAUGAAACGAAAGAAGAAUGUACGGUUCCGUGCCACCAUGACUGGCCAAGAUGAAGACUUGGCCAGAUUAGGCCAGUUGGCCACAAUGCCCAGUGAUGAGCUCAUGGAAACGGAGGUGGCCAUACUGUCCGGCGGUCAUGACCAAGAAGGCAGACCAAUUAUCACAUUCCCAGCCAAGAACCAUGAAGUACUUGAGCGCCGUGUCAAAGCAAGUGGACUGGACCACAUCUUGACAUAUUUCAUUAGCUUAGACAGCGCACAGUGUCAGAGAAAUGGAUUUGCUUUUGUGGUAGACAUGAGAAGAGGGACAUAUGAGUUGAUCUCCAUCAUGAAGAGUGCCCUCAAUAGUUUACAGGCUGAAUAUAAAGGGUCUGUGGGAAUGAUGUACGCCAUUCAACCUCAUGCAAAGCAACUGGCUAAAGAUCUACUGACAAUCCUAGCCUUGAGACACAGUAAGAAGAAGAAGAAUAAACACCUUGUUACUCCACUAUUCCAGAGCACCGUGGUUGAAGAUGACAUUGGGCUUCAUAACUACAUUGAUCGAAGUCAGUUGACAACAGAUCUUGGUGGAUAUCUGCAGUAUAGCCACAUAGCCUGGUUACGAUUCAGAAGUAUUAUUGAGCCAUUCUUUGAGAAGUAUCAAGCAUUGCAGCCAAGGCUUCCAAUUGGGUUUGAGCGGAUGGAGGAACUUAAGAAGUACAAUGUUGGCAACGAAAGUACCCAGCUACACCAGACUAGACAGGCUAUGCUACAGGAAUAUGAUGAUAUAAGAGAGGAUAUUGGAAUUGACCAUGUUUACAGUCAUUGUGAAGAUCUGAUGAAGAGGCUUAAGCAUUCUGAAGAUGACCGAUUGUUUGGUGUCAUGGCUCAGAAGCCCAUCUUCCUGCAGUCCAAGAGGACUCUAGAGAUGUGCUUCAGGAGCCUGAAGGAAGCUAUGCAACAUAUUGAAAGGCUUUGGAGGGAAGGGGAGAAGAGGAUUGUUGAUGCUGAGGAGUUAGCUCAAUUUCAGAAUGACGUUAAAGAGGUUUCUGAGUGGUUACAUGGGCCAGGCCUACAUGAACUGAAGAAACACACUGAAAUAGCUAGUGAUGCAGGCAGGGCUGAGCUACUGCGUAGUCACUUUGAUACAAGUUGUCUCUCUAUUUCCAAGAGCCAGUUGGCAAGAGUUGAUGCAUUGUUCCAACAGGCUGACGUAAUGCUCAUCAACAAUAAUGCCAACAUUGAAACUAUACAACAGACAGUAAAAGCACUGAAAAGGCAAACCGAUGAAUUCAGUGAGCUAUUAACAGAAAAGGAAAGCAUUCUAAAUAAAGUUCAUCGUUUCUUUGUCUUACACAAACAGGUUUCAAAAUGGUACUGGAAAACACUGCAGUUCUUACCCCCUGACCUUCCAGACGUCUUCAAUGAACUAAAAUCAAAGACGCAUAGAAAGAGUAGUGACCUUGCCAUCCAUGAAUGGCAGGAGGAUGUGAAGAGGUACUUGAAGAAGUAUCCACCACCAUCAGGGGAAAGUUUAAAGGAGCUUAAGUCAACAAGCGAUGUGAUUUUGCGGGGUAAACUAAGGAGACAGGCUAGGUUGCUAAGUCAUAGGUGUAGUACUUUGAAGAAAGUUCUCGACAUCAGGCAUGUUCCUUCCUCUAAAGACAUCCUUGAUGCAUUGCAGUGGCAAGAGUCUCACCAACAGAGAGAGGAAGCAAAAGAAUCCUCCGGCAAGAGUUCUAAUUUCACAUUACAUAACCUAAGCUGUAGUGAUACACCAGAUGGCAGAUUUAAGAAACAUAACCGUAAUAACAACAACAGUGUCCGUAGUGCUGGCCACAUAGACAGGUUGUCGUAUGGAAGUGUGGAUAGGCGUACAUCCAAGAAAAAGCCUACUUCAUUUACAAAUAUUGAUGCUCCUAAUGGUGAGGUCAGUAGAAUGUCACAAGGGCCAAGUGUCCGUCCUAAAGUCAAAACGAGAACAGCUCGCAAAGAUUCCGAUCAGCAACAAGAUAGAGUUGCCUAUCAUAAGCCCCCUGUGGGACAACGCCCAUAUCUCAGCAGUUCUACAGUAGAUAUUAGAGAUACAUCAAUGAACACAAGCCACGCUUCAUCCCAAGAUUCCCCAUUUCUGAGAGCUUUACGUCAGGCACCUCGGCCAACCAGUCUGUCUCUCCAGUACAUUAAUUCACCACAAAAAGUAAAGAUGAUAGAAACUCCAAAAUUCAAAGGUUCUUCAGAGCAAAAGAUAAUUGAUGAAACAUAUGGGAUUUAUGGAGAAUCAGAAGAUGAGAAUGAUAUGGCCAAUCUAGAGGAAGUCGUCCUGCCAUCACGCUUUCCACGCAAUGCAUAUGCUAAAUCUUGGGUUCACUCAAUUAACUCAGGGCAGUGGCCAACUGAACAUGAUGCAUUCCACCAUAGCAAUGGUCCACUGUUAAGCAAAUCAAAUGCACAAAGUAUGCCUUUGUUAAAUCACGUCGGGCUUUCUGUCCAACCGUCUCACAUUGGACCUGAUAUGUCUUAUGGGAAACCUGCUGGGAAUGGCAGGAGAAUUUUGGAUCCACAGAUUGACUAUCUAAGUGAUCGUCUAAUGAGUUCUAGAGAUGGGCCCUCCCAACAUUCUAUAUUCUACAGCCCAAAAGCCCAAGUGUUUCAUUCACCCCCCGAAUAUACAUCCAAUAACAACACCCUUUAUAGACAGUCAGGCCUGAAUUGUGAAUCAAUGACUGCUGCAGAAAUCAAACAGAUCACACCUCCUAAUCCUCCUAGUGCCUCGGACUCUGGUAUUGGUCGCUUCAACAGCGAUUCUAAUCUGACCUAUAGUGAUGUCUUGCACAACAUUUCUCUGCUGUCAGAAGUAAAUGCCUCUGGGGGGAAAACUGAGGAACUAAGUCCCAUUGAUCGCCUACGUAGCCAAUCUAGUCCAUCAGCACCCAACCAAGUGGAUGAUGUAACUGGUAGUGGAGAUAGCUCUCCAUUACGUGGCACACUUGGCCUCACAAUACCUAUGCUGCCAUUUUUAGCAGACACUGGUAGUAGUGAAUUUGAACCUGAACAACCAUUUCUGAAUGCAAGUCUUCCAAUCAGAGAUCGUGAAAGCCCAAAUAAAUUAACCCCAAAGGAGAACCUCACUCUGCGUCGUCAAAACAGUCUUCCAUCCUCUUUAAUGCAUGAAAAAACAGAACAUUUAUCAGACUUUGUUCCAAAAGAUGGAAGGACAUUAACUAGUUCUGAAUUGGCAGACUUUGAAGUGGAAAGAGAACGAUUAGCAAUGCAGGAAUUGAUACAACAAGACAAACUGACAGAAGAGCGAGAAUCGCAGAGAGCCUUAAUUGCCAGUCUUAUACAGACUUCUAAAGAAGAGAAUCGAGAGAAAAGAACGUUAGAGAGAAAACUACCAAAAGUGCCAACUGAAGAGCCAGUAGAUGUGAAAAUCUCGGCAGAUGUUUUGUUCCAAAUUAAUGAAGGAUUGCUAAAUCAUCAAAAUGGAAUGGUGCCUAGGAAACAAAGAGCAAUACCAAGACAUGAAUCACCAGUUGUACAGCACAACUACAAAGCAAAACAUGAUAGCAACAGUUACAGUGAUGACGAUGAUGAGGAUACUGCCAGCUUCCUUGCUUUACUCCAGCAAGCAAAACAACAAAGCAUGGCGACUGAAGACUUGCUGUUACAGGAACGACUGCGCUAUGAAGCAGUACAGAUGGAACAUGAAGAAAUAAUCCAAAAGGAUCUUGAGAACAGACUCAGUAAUGUUGAGUUGACAUUAGAGGAGGAAGAAACAAUCUUACAGCAGGAGGCACUGCUUGAUCAGCUGCUGAAGGAUGAUGAGCUUGCAAGUCCCCAGUACAAGUCACCAGGAGCUGCCCUGGAUCAGGAACUCAGUGCCCUGGAGGACAAAGAACGACUGCUGCAGCACCAGAUAUUGCGAAGGAACCGGAGCAUACCACUCUCGGACGAAGGCGUCAUGCUGGAUCAGGUCUCGCUUGACAGUAUGGAACAGGGAAGCAUAGCAACAACAGAAAAGAGCAGUGUAGAGAGUGGACUUGGCAUGCGUUACAACCGUCAUUAUAACUAUGGACAGCGGCCUAGGAAGAGUAGUUUGCAAGCCCACCGUAGGGCAUAUACUCUACCUAAUGGACAUUUAUAGCACUGACCACAAUAAAUUUUGUCAGUAUACAGAAAGUUUUCUCCCAGACUGGAGAAAUUCAAAAUAUUUUAUAAGUUGGUACUUAAGUUGAGAGUGGUCUAUUCCAUGAAUACUUAUAUGGAUGAACACCCACUUGCCUCAUCCUUACCAAAGAUUGAUAGCAAUCUCAACGCAAAUUUAUGCCUGUUACAUAACAUUGCUGUGUUAUAUCAUGGAGGAAAAAAGCAGUAUUUGCCUUGGUUGGACAAUUUCAUUAUUUUUUAGGUAAAUUCCUAAAAAGAAAACUUGCGUUAUCAGUUCAUCCAGGUAAGUAUCAUAGACUGCCAACAUCACUUUUGAUUUGUGUAAUUUUGUAUGUUCUUUUUGACUUUGACAUGCAUUCCUGAAUUGAAUGGAAGUAGUACACAAAGUGUGAUGACAUUGAUAUGAUAUUUAAAUAGCAAUAUCACUAAAUUUAAUUUUUUGUGCUUUUUUUAUUCACAACCUCUGGUGCUUACGUCUAUCACUAAGUUAUAUAUAGAGAAAUAAUGCAUCCAUUUUCUUACAAAUAUAAAUAUUCUGUGUUUUUUUUUUGUAUUUCUACUAGGAGGUCAUCCAUAUUUGUCAUCAGUAACAGGAGAGUAAAAACAUACUCUUUUUUCUUUGAUGCCCUCCACAUUCCCUGAAAGCCAACAACAUAAUCAAAUGAUUGCUUUUAAAAAGUGGAUGACCCUUAGAGAGUCAAAUCAUCCCAAAUUUAUUAUUUAUGUUAGAUUCUAAGAGGCUGGUGCCAUGAUAUAUAUAUAUAUUAAGGUUAUUCAAAUUUAUAAGAGUAUUUCAUUUCAGGAAUGCAGUAUUCCAUACAAUGAUUAUUUUACAUAGAUUGUGUUGUACCAACAAAUCAUGUACAGUAUUUAAACAUAAAUUUAUUCAGUAAUAGGCCAUAAUUUCCUAGCCAAAUAUCAUUUGAUUGGAUCCGUCCAGAACUGCUAAGAGGCAGAAGCUAUGGGGACAUAUCCGUCUGAGUUACCCCUCUCUUUUGCGUUACCCACAUGAUUCCCUCUAUGAGUACCAAUCUGUGGCUAUACCAAUAAGUGUUCACUUGUUCCAUAAUAUUACAAAUGUAUUAUACAGUAUUAUGUUGUAGUGAAUCAAUUAGUUGGAUUUCUUUCUGUUUCCUAGAAAGAAAUUAGAGGUCGUAAUUUAUCCCAUGGAAAAUGCUGUGGUCUCUGUGCACUUGAAACAAGUGAACAGAUGUACAGUAAUUGCCGCAGUAUGAGGAUACAUAGUAUAAACUUGAAUAAGUAAUAAUAAUAUGGAGAAUAAUAGUGAAGAGUACAAAGUAGACAUAAAAAUCAUGGUAGGAAGAGUUUUCAUACCAAAUUUUGCUAAUUUUUAAAGACAUAAAAUAUAUCUUUAUUUAUAUUAUUUUAAAAACCCUUGAAGACUGAAAACCUUGAAAUAUAGUGUUUAAUAAAAAAUAUUUCAUGAGGUUUAUAAGCAAUACUCUUAGGAAUAGAAUGAUACUUGGUCAUGGGAUCAUUUUAUUAGUAGUAUUAAUAUAAUUUGUUUGACAUUUGUCAAAUGAUGUGCUUGGGAGGUUAAGGUGUGAUAAUCUUAGCAGUUCCAUUUAACUCCUAAAAUGUAUAUUAAUGAUAAUAAAUAUUGUUUUGUGCAAAGUUAUCAUAAAUCUUUAUGAAGUACAGUAUUUAAAAAGUACCAUGAUUCCAACUUCUUAAUUCCAACAUUCCUUUUGUUUAUGGUGCCAAGUAUCCAAUUAUACUUUCAUUUUUAAUCAAGCAAACGUUAAACAUCUACUGUAUGUAGACAAGUGUUUUAUAUUUGUAUUGUUGGUAUAAACCAAGGAGGCAUAAACCACUUCAAUCCCAGGGAGGGGCAAGUCUAAUAAUUUACAGAAUUAAUCUGAACUGAUUAUUUUAUUUGUCAAAUCAUGUGAGAAAUGUUCUUAAUGCAUUGUAGCUUAUCUUUUUUUUUAUGCAGUCAUUUGCCCCUGUGCAUAUCCCUAGCAUGCAUGCAUUAAAACAAGAUCAACAUAUCAAUUUGUACUGAUAACGCUGUAUUGUUUGAUCAAUUUCUCAAUUCAAAUAUUUGUCUUUUUGAGGUAUAAAUCGUUAAAACCUGGACUGUUCCAUUCAACUUGGUUCUGCUUUGUUGAAUGGAACAGUCCAACUUUUAAAUUAUGAAAAUAUUCUUUGUAUUGCACUCAUACAUUUGUUACAGCUGGCACUGUGCUAGCUGGCACUGUGCUAGCUGGCCCUAACACUAGCAGCUUCUGUAGCUGUAGCUGAUCUAAAAUAGAUGAACUAUAGCUUGUGGGUAUAUAAAAUGCUGUGAUACCACUGGGGUAAGAGGGCAAUGUAAAUGAUAUUAUAACUCUGUAGAUACUGCUGUGGGUGCUUCAUUCCCCACUCCCCACAGUGCAUGACUGCACACUGGCAAAUUUUGUAUUUGCUUUUGGACAUGAUAACAAAUAAAUAAAUAAUAAAUAAAUGUGUAUUCUAUGAACAUAAUCUUGAGACUAGAAAAUCACCAUAAGGCAUAUAUAAUAAAUAAUGUCUUAAUCUUUUAUAAUCAUUUUUAUUAAUAUUAUUACUAUUUAUUUAUAUUGUUAUUUAUACUUGCAUUGCAGUAUUACCGUACAAUAAUACUAUUUUAAUAUAUGACUGAGGCUUACUCAAAUCUUUAAAUCCAAAAUGUUUUUAAUGUUCAACUCACAUACAGUAGAAUGUAUAAACUAUACAGGGUAGAUUUUGCUGCAAUUUCUAUAAUUAAUAUUUCAUUAGUUAUAAAUAAGUGUUACUAAUAUGUAUAAGAAUGUUUUGUAGCAUGCAAUAAGAAUGUUUUAGUAGCGUGCAAAUAAUUAUGCUAUAGAAGUUAUGUAAUAGGUAUAUUUUAGAAUCAUUUUGGCUGAAGCAGCACAAGGCCGACUGAAACUCAUCCUGCCCUAGGAAUAUGCCUAGUCAUGCUGCUAUACACACAACCAACAUUCAGUGCCACAAAAUCUACCAGGUA
Molecule: messenger RNA, 7161 nt
Organism: Anneissia japonica
Lineage: Eukaryota; Metazoa; Echinodermata; Crinoidea; Comatulida; Comatulidae
Exons: 14
Coding region: 25-4149 (1374 amino acids)
Cellular component (GO): cytoplasm
Molecular function (GO): guanyl-nucleotide exchange factor activity
Source: RefSeq, a predicted model, not a curated record